Molecule: messenger RNA, 1149 nt
Organism: Bipolaris maydis ATCC 48331
Lineage: Eukaryota; Fungi; Ascomycota; Dothideomycetes; Pleosporales; Pleosporaceae
Product: emp24/gp25L/p24 family/GOLD-domain-containing protein
Biological process (GO): intracellular protein transport; Golgi organization; protein retention in ER lumen
Cellular component (GO): COPII-coated ER to Golgi transport vesicle; endoplasmic reticulum; endoplasmic reticulum-Golgi intermediate compartment
Source: RefSeq, a predicted model, not a curated record
GCGUUUCCCCAAAUCCAAAUCUCGAGCACGACAAAGCAGCACGACAACAUUCGCAAACAUGCUGUUCCCCUCAUUCGCCAUUCUCGCGGCGGCGAGCAGUCUACUGUCAUUUGCGACAGCGCACAACAUCCAGAUGAAGGCUCAUCAGCGCGAAUGCUUCCACGAGCAAUUGCACAAAGGCGACAAGAUGACAGUCACGUUCCAAGUCGGCGACCGGGAAUUUGGUGGCAGCGGGAACCUGGAAAUUGAUUUUUGGAUUGAAACUCCCUCUCGCAGCUACCAAGUCCACGAGCGCGGCGUAGCCAACGGUGACCAUUCUUUCGAUGCGACCGAGGAUGGAAAGUACACGUACUGCUUCAAUAACGAACACUGGGGCGCCAACACCAAAGAGGUCUCGUUCAACGUGCACGGCAUUGUCUACGUCCCCGAAUCCGAAGCCCCACAAGAUCCUUUGGAGAAGGAGGUGCGGUCCAUGUCGGAGCUCGUAGCGCAGGUCAAGGACGAGGAGAUGUACAUGAGCACCCGUGAGCGAGUACACCGAAACACUGCCGAGAGCACCAAUUCGCGCGUCAAGUGGUGGAGCAUUUUCCAACUCAUCGUACUGGCAGCCCAGGGGUUCUUCCAGGUGUGGUGGUUGAAGCGAUUCUUUGAGGUCAAGCGCGUUGUUUAAGAGGUGUCUUGUCGGUAGCUUCGAACUCGUGUGGGCGGGAUAUAUCGCUCAUCUUCAGCUGCGUUGCCCUGCAUUGUUCUUGUUUGUUUGGCGUUGGAGCGCAUAUUCGGGAGGUCCAGCGUGGCAAAAGAUGGAGUACGGUAGAGAAUGUAUUAUGACUCACAGGGCAGAAGACUGGGUAAGGCUACAUAUGGGCAUGCAUGUUCGUUUCAGUUUUUGUUGAUUUUGCCCUGUUCCAUAACGCUCUAUGGGUCUGGUUGUGUCUGCCUGGAGGGCUUGGCAUCUGUCCGACACGUCUCUUUGGCUGGCUGCACGAGAACAGCCAGGCAUUGCCGUGUGGGCAUCAAGUCGAGUGGUCGGUAGUCGUGGUGGUGAGCAUGCCGAAAGGUGAUCAGACGGUAAGCCCACGCAAUGAAUCGUGGCCAUGCCCCCAUUUCCACUUUCACAUGCCUAAAUGGUAAAAUAAGCCAAGUAGUACU